Molecule: messenger RNA, 2877 nt
Organism: Hypoxylon trugodes
Lineage: Eukaryota; Fungi; Ascomycota; Sordariomycetes; Xylariales; Hypoxylaceae
Exons: 5
Coding region: 301-2367 (688 amino acids)
Biological process (GO): termination of RNA polymerase II transcription
Cellular component (GO): mRNA cleavage factor complex; cytoplasm
Molecular function (GO): RNA polymerase II complex binding; mRNA binding
Source: RefSeq, a predicted model, not a curated record
GCACUCUUGAUCUCUUCAAUACCUACUGCCAGACAGGCUCAAGGCCGUGCUCUAGCAAUUUGGUAGAGUCCGGUCAGAGAGUCAAUCAUCCAAUAUUAAAUUCUCGUACCUUUUGUAUUGGUGAGAAGAUUGCAUAAGGGGCGUUUGCCUUUGUGACAUACACUUUCAGUACUGUGCACGCGCCAGAGGAAAGCGGCAAAAUUACAGCUGCUGACUCUUCUCUACACGUUGCAAAUUACUUCUCAUUAGCCCCCUCUUUCAUCAAAUCAAUUCCCUUGUGUUCGCGCCCAUUUAGCAACCAUGUCCAACGAAUCCGAGUCGGAGGCGGUAGCCUCGGCCUUCAGAGAAGCAGUGGAGGAUCUUCAUGGGUUUGCUAGGAAUGAAAUUAAUACCUUAACUAUAAUCGCAAGAGAGAAUACCGAACAUGCACACGCAAUCUCUGGAGCUCUUCAAGAGCACAUAAAACGAGUUGUACCUCCUAAAAAACUGGCUUCUCUAUACCUCCUCGAUUCCAUCGUCAAGAAUGUAGGAACUCCCUACACCCUCUACUUCGGUAGAAAGCUGUACCAGACCUUCAUGGAGGCUUAUGCCUCGGUCGAUAUGGGAACCCGACGGAAGAUGGACGAGAUGCUGAGGACAUGGAAGGAGCCUGUUCCGGGAUCUCUCGAUACCAGGCCGGUAUUCCCCCCGGACGUUACGCGUCCCAUUGAGAACGCUCUCAUCAAAGCAAGAACAUCGACAUUACAAGCACAACGCGAGCAUGCUCGAGGCCAACAACAAUUACUUGGCCGUGGAAGGCCGUCGAGCCAGGGAGUGCCUUUCCGCGAUACCCCGACGCCUCCAAGUGCUCACUUACCUCCUCAGGCCAACGGUUAUCAUUCUCAGACUCCCACGCCGACUACAAACGGCUCAUCCUAUAGCAACCCAGCCCAGUCAAUGCCAGCUAGCUACCCGAUGCAUUUAAGCCAGCAACUUCCGUCUAGAUCUACGCCACAACCUAUGCCAACAACAAUGGCCUUUCAACCCCCCCAAUUAGGAGGUUAUGGCGCACCGCAGGCUGGAAUCAGCACAGAUGCUUUAAAAGAUGACAUCCAAAAACUAAUUGCGGCCUCCCAGGCCCAGUCCGCACACAAUCCGCAUGAUCCUAGUAUACAGACAAGGCUGAAGGCGUUGGUGGAUUUACAAAACAUACUUCAGACCCAGAACCUGCCACAGGAUCAGUUAGUGCUUGUUAAGAAUCGAAUUGCUGAUCUUGCCGUGACUAUAAGAGCACCCCCUGCCCAAAAUUCUACCCCUAUACCCACAUCACAACCUGUAGCAGUAGCCCCUCCGCCGGCACCAGCUCCGGCUCCAGCUCCAGCCUCGAAGAUUUCUCUAGACUCCUUGCUUGGUGCCGGUGCGUUAGCUGCUAUAAUGGCACGGAAUUCUACCACACCAAAGGCAUCUACACCCUAUCCUCCUCCCGCAGCAGCUCCUGUUCCUACACCCCCACCUCAACGAGUUGAGCCUCAAAAGCCGGCCGUGACACAACCAGUACCAACCCCCGCAUCAGAUCCUUUAGCACUUAUGAAUAUGCUAAGGCAAGCCGGUUUACUUCCGGCCACAACACCGGCUAGUAGUUCAGCAGCAAUUCCUCCUAAGCCUACACCUUCACUACCUUUUCCUAUGCCUUUUAACAUUCCGAGUGCACUUAUGGGCAACCAACCCCCUCGUCCUCCCACUCUUGAAGCUCUGACGAGUGAUAUUAUCCUGAGGCCUGCGUCUCUAAAACAAUUCCGCCCUCAUCUCUUACCUUUACUUUUCGACGCACUUGGACCUCAAUGCACGCAAUGUGGACGGCGGUUCCCUAAGGAUGAGGAGGGUAAGAAGAAAAAGACUGCGCACAUGGAUUGGCAUUUCCGGGUGAACCAGCGCAUUGCCGAUGCUGAGAAGCGAGGUCAACACCGGAGUUGGUUGGUUGACGAAGUUGACUGGAUCAAAACCCGGGAAACUGUCGACACGGAUCAUAUCGCUCCAUCUAGCGAUUCGAACGCAGCCUCGGGCGGCUCAGCACCCAAAGCGCCACAACUACAAUACAUUCCCGUUCCCGAUGAUCCCGAGUCGGCAAAUAGUAUCUGCAGUAUUUGCCAAGAGAAGUUUGAGAUGAGAUGGUUAGAUGACGCCCAGGAGUUCGUCUGGCCGGACGCCAUGAGAGUCGGCGAGAAGAUAUAUCACGCUAGUUGUUACAAGGAGGCAUUUAAGGACGGUGGAAACACACCGCCGAUUUACACGAGAGGUACACCCGAGCCGACUACAGGAAAGCGAAAGGCCGAGGUGAGUUUUCGCAUUCCUAUCUACUUGUACUUAUUAUGGAAAUUCCGUUACUAAUACAUCACAAGCAGGAUGAACUGACCUCUGCGCAACGAAGCAAGAUGAAGGUGGAGAGUACAUAGGAUGCACACUCUAGUUCUCCGGUCUGUUCCAGCUUUGGACGAACUGGUCCUAUCCGCUCACCGUGUACCAUUAAGGCUAGCCUCGACAGCCCGGUACGCGCGGGACGUUACGAGCCGAUGUACUCGAGUCCCCUGAGAAACUCCUUCAGAGAGUGAGAGGGAGCGAACCGACUACACAGACGCCUGAAGCGUUAUUGUUUUUGUCUAGGUGCCGUGUAACUCCACUCGGCAUAUUGCGUUAAACCAUUGGCUAUGGCUGCAUAGAGCAGCAACAGUAAACGGCCAAUGAGAUACCUGCCUAGGUACUUGGGUACUUAGAUGACUUGUCUCCUAGGAGAGGUUGGGGAGGGUGGGAGGAGACAUCCAGCGAUUGGCAGAGGUACUUGCAUUAAAGAAAUAUAAAUAUUGAUUAAAAUGAUUCUGUGGCUUUUGCUAAGUGAUCGUC